GUGACUUGGUUCUUGACGAUGCAAGCGAUAACUCCUAGCGAAGCAGCGGGAUUUGCUGUGGGCGGCCUUCUCCUCGCCGCUGCUCUUGCGGCCCCAAGAGUGGACAAUUACAUUGCCCGCUCGCAGCGAAGAUCUCUCGGGCUCUGUGAAGACUGCGGUGGAUUGAAGAGGAAGGCUUGCGGGAAAUGCAAAGGCCGGGGGGAGCUAAGACCCCAGCUUGCAAUCUUCGAUCAAGGCGCCACAGGAGAAAAGUGUAGAGAAUGUAUGGGUCGAGGCUACUUUCCAUGCACUGCCUGCUCAGCUUCCCAAGCUCCGAAGUGAAAAUCUCACUGAAUUAACAUAGCCAGCUGCUCAAGAACAAAGCUCGCGUUCUAUCGCUCAA
Selaginella moellendorffii is the source of this 382-nucleotide messenger RNA. RefSeq lists its product as uncharacterized. The record is from RefSeq and is a predicted model, not a curated record. The transcript is spliced from 2 exons. The coding region runs from base 19 to 321 and encodes 100 amino acids. Lineage: Eukaryota; Viridiplantae; Streptophyta; Lycopodiopsida; Selaginellales; Selaginellaceae.